AUGCCUGUCGCCGUAGAUGAGUUGGAACGUCUACUUCAAUCAGACCCACAUGCCCAGGAGCUCAGCUCUCCCUACAUUAGCUCGAUCUGGGAGAUGAAAAAGGCCGAUAUCCAAGAGGAUUACUCCAAAGAGUAUGCUCAACGAACCCAGUCAUGGGCCAAGAUUCUGGCCGCACUCUCUGAUAAGAGCUUCACAACUCGCUCAGUCAAGCUUGGUGAGCCCUCUGGCGGCAAAUUCACCUAUCCCAUUCAGAAGCGCCGUACCCAGGAAAAUACCGAGGCGCUGCGCUAA
Messenger RNA from Penicillium waksmanii, 291 nucleotides. RefSeq lists its product as uncharacterized. Bases 1 to 291 code for a protein of 96 amino acids. The transcript is spliced from 2 exons. Lineage: Eukaryota; Fungi; Ascomycota; Eurotiomycetes; Eurotiales; Aspergillaceae. The record is from RefSeq and is a predicted model, not a curated record.